AUGUCGUUGAGCCCAAAGCAUACUACACCCUUUUCAGUGACUGACAUUCUGAGUCCCAUUGAAGAGACCUACAAGAAAUUUAGUGGAAUGGACAACACUGGGAACCUUGGUACUCCUUUGGGGGCUUACAGACAAUCACACGUCUCUCAGGCAGGUAUGCAGCAGCAUGGCAUGGGCCACAAUGCCAGUGUUACCACCACCUACCACAUGCCACACAGUGUGUCACAGUUUUCACAUAGUGCAAUGGGAGGAUACUGCAAUGGCAGCAUUGGCAACAUGGGAGAUAUGACUUCUUACCAAGACACCAUGAGGAAUAGCGCUGCAGCUACGGGAUGGUAUGGUACCAACCCAGACCCCAGGUAUUCAACAAUUUCUAGAUUUAUGGGACCGUCAACUGGUAUGAAUAUGGCUAGUAUGGGCACCCUGCAAGGAAUAGCAGAAGCUGCAAAGUCCAUGGCUCCUCUCCAUGCAGCUCCCAGAAGAAAAAGGAGAGUUCUCUUCUCUCAAGCCCAAGUUUAUGAACUGGAGAGGAGGUUCAAGCAACAGAAGUACCUGUCUGCCCCUGAAAGAGAGCACCUUGCUAGUAUGAUCCAUCUCACUCCAACCCAAGUGAAGAUUUGGUUUCAAAAUCAUAGGUACAAAAUGAAAAGGCAAGCAAAGGAUAAAGUGACACAACAACUGCAACAAGAGAACAACCUGUGCCAACAGCAAUCCCCUAGAAGAGUAGCAGUGCCAGUUCUGGUUAAAGACGGCAAGCCUUGUCAGAACAACUCCAACACAACCACUCCUAGUCAGCAAAUUUCACAACAGCAAACCAACAGCAAUGGCAUACACUCGUCUUCAAAUGGAGCUGUCCAUCAGCACCAAAAUCAACAGGUCAACUCGUUAAACCAGGCUCCAGAUCUUGAGGAAAUGUCACCUAGUCCCCAGUCUCUUCAUAGUCAGGUCGCUAAUAUGGCACAGAUGGACAGUUCAAGUGUAGAUUACAGCAACGGUAUGGUCACCCCUACCAUGCUAUAUGGAAGAACGUGGUGA
This is a messenger RNA of Bombina bombina (fire-bellied toad), 1035 nucleotides long. It is a transcript of the gene NKX2-4, whose product is annotated as NK2 homeobox 4. The record is from RefSeq and is a predicted model, not a curated record. Gene Ontology annotation, biological process: regulation of transcription by RNA polymerase II; cell differentiation. The transcript is spliced from 2 exons. The coding region runs from base 1 to 1035 and encodes 344 amino acids. Gene Ontology annotation, molecular function: RNA polymerase II cis-regulatory region sequence-specific DNA binding; DNA-binding transcription factor activity, RNA polymerase II-specific. NCBI's taxonomy places the organism in Eukaryota, Metazoa, Chordata, Amphibia, Anura, Bombinatoridae. Gene Ontology annotation, cellular component: nucleus.